UUUCAAGGGGAGCGACGUACAAAUGGUCAACGUAAGUUCAGCGUCUGGUUGCUAGGUUGUGUUUUCUUUUCUUUUAGUGUUUUACUGACACAUGUAAAUACUUUUUGAUAACUUCUUAGUUAACUGCAACAGUUCAAGAGGCGGCGGCUCGCGAAAUUACGCGUAUUGAGCGCAUAGGAGCUCACUCACAUAUUCGUGGUCUGGGAUUAAAUGACGAUCUUGAAGCCCGACAGAUCUCUCAGGGCAUGGUUGGCCAAUGUAAGGCAAGAAGAGCAGCUGGCCUUAUCUUGGGUAUGAUUCGUGAGGGCAAAAUCGCUGGGCGUGCCAUACUUCUUGCUGGUCCACCUGGUACAGGCAAGACUGCAAUUGCUAUGGGUAUGGCUCAGGCACUUGGUCAUGACACACCAUUCACUGCAAUGGCUGGUAGUGAAAUAUUCUCAUUAGAAAUGAGUAAGACAGAAGCUCUUACUCAAGCAUUCAGAAAAUCAAUUGGCGUGCGGAUCAAGUAAGUUAUACUUUUCUUAUAAUAUCCUCAGAGAGGAAGCCGAAAUAAUUGAAGGAGAAGUUGUCGAAGUCUUAAUAGACCGCCCAGCAACCGGAACAGGCGCAAAAAUAGGCAAAUUAACGCUUAAGACAACUGAGAUGGAGACAGUUUACGAUCUAGGUCAAAAAAUGAUCGAGUCCCUAACAAAGGAAAAAGUUCAAGCUGGUGAUGUUAUUACUAUUGAUAAACCCUCUGGAAAAAUAACAAGACUAGGUCGGUCGUUUACCAGGGCUCGAGACUACGAUGCUACCGGUGGUCAAACAAAGUUUAUUCAGUGUCCGGAAGGUGAAUUGCAAAAACGAAAAGAAGUUGUUCAUACUGUUACUUUACACGAAAUCGACGUAAUUAACAGCAGGACUCAGGGUUUUCUUGCCCUCUUCAGUGGAGAUACCGGUGAAAUAAAGUCGGAGGUUAGGGAUCAAAUUAAUCACAAAGUAGCUGAAUGGAGGGAGGAAGGAAAGGCAGAAAUAGUUCCUGGUUUAUUCGUUCUUAUUUCGCCAAUUCGUGUUUUAACCGUUCCUAAAUGCUUUCUAAAUGGAUAAUGUACAAUUCGCACAUAAUGUUUGAAGCAUGGUGGAGGUGAGACUAAUUUAUGGACGAACCAAUCUGGUAUAAGAUAACAGGUCUCGGAUUAGGCGCGGAAUUCGUUCAUCCAUUUAGUUAAAUAGAGUUUUGGCAUUACAGCUGAUAUCAGUUCGUAAUAACAAACGUCCUGUUUAUUGACGAAGUGCACAUGUUGGAUAUUGAAUGCUUCUCAUUUCUUAAUCGAGCCCUUGAAUCUGACAUGGCCCCUGUGUUAAUUGUGGCAACAAACCGAGGUAUCACAAGAAUUCGUGGUACUAAUUAUCAGAGCCCACACGGAAUACCUAUUGAUCUUCUUGAUCGUCUCCUCAUCAUUUCAACUGACUCAUAUACUGACAAAGAAAUCCAAGCAAUUUUGAAGAUUCGUUGUGAAGAAGAGGAUGUUGAUAUUUCGGAAGACGCACUGGUCGUUCUUACUCGGAUCGGUAUGCAGACAUCCUUACGUUAUGCAAUCCAACUGAUAACCACUGCAAAUUUGGUGUGUCGAAAACGCAAGGGCUUAGAAGUCAGUAAAGAAGAUAUACGAAAAGUGUAUUCUUUGUUUAUGGAUGAGGCUCGGUCGACUCUUUUUCUCAAGGAAUAUCAGCAAGAAUUUAUGUUUAAUGAAAUAUCUGAAAUACAACCUUCCAACUCAGGUGACAAACUUAAUGCGUGAAUAAUAUUGACUCCGUUUUCUUUUUGAAGAUAAUUAUGUGAACAGAUAUAACCCGAUCCAUUAUUUUCAAUUUUACGCAAUUGUUUGUACUCUUAAAGUACGUCUUUGUUCGAAGCAAAAUAUAUGAAUUAUGCAUAUGA
Messenger RNA from Schistosoma haematobium, 1921 nucleotides. RefSeq names its product RuvB-like 2. Gene Ontology annotation, molecular function: ATP binding; DNA helicase activity; ATP hydrolysis activity. The coding region runs from base 1278 to 1781 and encodes 167 amino acids. The transcript has 7 exons. Lineage: Eukaryota; Metazoa; Platyhelminthes; Trematoda; Strigeidida; Schistosomatidae. The record is from RefSeq and is a predicted model, not a curated record. Gene Ontology annotation, cellular component: Swr1 complex; Ino80 complex; R2TP complex. Gene Ontology annotation, biological process: box C/D snoRNP assembly; chromatin remodeling; regulation of transcription by RNA polymerase II.